This is a messenger RNA of Thlaspi arvense, 2529 nucleotides long. The record is from the annotation of a GenBank genome assembly. NCBI's taxonomy places the organism in Eukaryota, Viridiplantae, Streptophyta, Magnoliopsida, Brassicales, Brassicaceae.
AUGUCUUCUCUCGCUCAGUGGAUUGCUGCCUGCUGGAGCUGGAUUAAAGCAAACUCUAGCUCCGAUCUGGAAAACCCAAACUCCUUUGUGAACAAAGUUGCAAUCUUUGAGGAUCUUAAACGCAUCCCUUAUCUUCUGGUUUCGUUUGACUCGAGGAACAUGGCGAUGGGGAAGUAUUCCCGUGUAGACGGGAAGAAAUCAUCGAGCUAUGGAUUAACCAUUACCAUUGUUCUGGUCCUCUCCCUCUGUUUAGUUGGGGCAUGGAUGUUCAUGUCUUCUUGGUCUGCCCCGGCCGAUUCUGCUGCUUAUUCCUCAAGUGAUACUACAAAAGACGUGGAGCCUGCUUCGAAGAACGAGUUAACAAAAGAAGAAGGCGAUCGAAUCCCAAGGAACUUCUCUGAUGAAAAGAAGGAGGAGAACGAGGCUGUGCCCGAGAACAACGAAUCUGUUUCUGAGAAAUCUGGUGAGGAAAGCCAGUUCGAUGAGAGCUCCGGCGAGAAAACUGAGGCGGUUGAGGGAAGAAAAGAGUCUGGUGGCAGUAAUGGUGAAGGAGAUGUGGAGAAAGAGAAGAAUGUGAAAGAAGUAGAAUCUGAAAGUGAUGAAGGAAAGGAGAAAGAGAAAACGCAGCUGGAAGAGACCACGGAAGAAAACAAAUCUGAGGAUGGCAAUGUAACGGAAGAAAAGCCUGAAGAGAAAUCGUCGGAAGAGAAUGCUAGUGAAACUGAAGAAAGCACGGAGAAGAGUAGUAACAAGGACGCCUUCCCAGCUGGUGACCAGGCUGAGAUUACAAAAGAGACGAGCACCGGAGAUGGAGCUUGGUCAACACAAUUGGUUGAGUCGCAGAACGAGAAGAAAACACAACAGUCCUCCUCCAUAUCUAAGGACCAAAGUAGCUACGGAUGGAAAACGUGCAAUGUGACUGCUGGUCCGGACUACAUCCCUUGCCUUGACAACUUGCAAGCAAUCAAAAAGCUUCACAGUACAAUGCAUUAUGAGCACCGUGAGCGCCACUGUCCCGAGGAAUCUCCACGUUGCCUUGUGUCUCUGCCUGAUGGGUAUAAGCGAUCCAUCAAGUGGCCAAGCAGCAGGGAAAAGAUCUGGUACAACAAUGUUCCACACACCAAGCUUGCAGAGAUCAAGGGACAUCAAAAUUGGGUGAAGAUGAGUGGUGAGCAUCUCACGUUCCCUGGUGGUGGUACUCAGUUUAAGAACGGUGCUCUUCAUUACAUUGAUUUCAUCCAACAGUCGUAUCCUGCUAUUGCCUGGGGAAAUAGAACCCGUGUUAUAUUGGAUGUCGGGUGUGGAGUUGCUAGCUUCGGUGGUUACCUUUUCGAAAGGGACGUUCUUGCUUUGUCAUUUGCUCCCAAGGAUGAGCACGAGGCGCAAGUGCAAUUCGCACUGGAACGUGGUAUUCCUGCGAUGUUAAAUGUCAUGGGAACCAAAAGAUUACCCUUUCCUGGUUCUGUGUUUGACCUUAUCCAUUGUGCUCGUUGUAGAGUCCCUUGGCAUAUUGAAGGUGGAAAGCUUCUUUUGGAACUGAAUCGUGCUUUGAGGCCGGGUGGUUUCUUUGUCUGGUCAGCGACUCCAGUCUAUAGGAAGAAUGCAGAAGAUUCUGGUAUAUGGAAAGCAAUGUCGGAGCUCACAAAGGCAAUGUGUUGGAAGCUGGUGACAAUCAAGAAAGACAAAUUGAAUGAGGUUGACCUCAAAACGAUCCACCUCUCUGCAAGGAUUCCGAUGAUCAAAACGCAGCCUGGUAGAGUUGCCUUCAACCCUGAGUCAAUUUUACUAGUAAACCAAUGCAACCUGAUGCUCAUAUAUUUAAUUUACGGGUUUAGGAAUGUUCCACUUGAGGCAUGUAUGCAUAAAGUGACAGAAGAUUCAUCGAAGCGGGGAGCAGCGUGGCCCAACAUGUGGCCAGAAAGGCUUGAGACUGCUCCUGAGUGGUUGGAUUCACAGGAAGGUGUUUAUGGAAAACCUGCACCAGAGGAUUUCGCAGCGGACCAAGAGAAGUGGAAGACUACUGUCUCAGAGUCGUACCUUAAUGGCAUGGGAAUCGAUUGGUCUAAUGUGAGAAAUGUGAUGGACAUGAGGGCAGUCUAUGGAGGGUUUGCUGCUGCAUUGAAGGAUCUCAAGUUAUGGGUGAUGAACGUGGUUCCUGUGGACGCGCCAGACACACUUCCGAUCAUAUAUGAACGCGGUUUAUUUGGAAUCUAUCAUGACUGGUGUGAAUCAUUCAACACGUAUCCCAGAACUUACGACCUUCUCCACGCCGAUCAUCUUUUCUCUACCCUAAGGAAGAGGUGCAAUUUGGAGUCGGUAAUGGCUGAAAUAGAUCGGAUUCUUAGGCCAGAGGGAACUUUCAUCGUAAGGGACGACAUUGAAACAAUAGGGGAAGUUGAGAAAAUGGUAAAAUCCAUGAAAUGGAAGGUGAAAACGACGCAGUCUAAAGACAACGAAGUCUUGCUUUCAGUUCAGAAGUCAUGGUGGCGUCCUACAGAAACCGAGACAAUCAAAUCGGCAAUCGCUUAA